Messenger RNA from Pyricularia pennisetigena, 1530 nucleotides. RefSeq lists its product as uncharacterized. The coding region runs from base 1 to 1530 and encodes 509 amino acids. The transcript is spliced from 4 exons. The record is from RefSeq and is a predicted model, not a curated record. Lineage: Eukaryota; Fungi; Ascomycota; Sordariomycetes; Magnaporthales; Pyriculariaceae.
AUGAGCACACCCACGAGCUUCCCUGGCGCCGUUCCUCCCCCACCCGGUGUCAUCCCCGAUCUGCAGAACCGGGUGCAGACCAGCGGUCAGCCAGGACACACUGCCGCCUUGGUGAUCUUUUGGUUUCUAGUGAUCAUCUUUGGCGCGGGCAGAGCCUGCUCGAAAUGGACGGCAUCUCCCAGACCCCAGCUUGAGGACUGUUCCUUUGCAGCGGCAAGCUGGGUCUACAUCACUUCGAUUGUAUGCACUCCUGCGGCGUAUUUGACCAAAGUGACCCUCCUCCUCCUCAUCGCGCGCGUCUUCUCAGUCAAGCGCCAUGUCGAAUGGCUCAUAUACGGCUUUGUCAUCGCCAUCACGCUCUGCUACCUGUCCAUAUUGGUGUUCAAGAUCAUCAUGUGCGUUCCCGUCGCCGCGUUUUGGGAUCCCAGCGUGCGAGCUCACUACCGCGUCGACGCGCGCAAGCUCUGGAUGGCCGAAAACACCGUCAACUUCGUCACAAACCUAGCCGCCAUGUUCCUUUCCAUAUCGCUCGUCGUACCGUUGCGGAUAUCGCUGGCCGAGAAGGUCAGGAUCAGUUUGCUGAUCUGCAUCGGCAGCAUCACCAUCUUCGCUAGCGGAUACAAGCUCGUCAUGAUGAGCAAAGAAGUCUCCGAUCCGGAUUUGUCGGGGGCCGCUGGCAUAGUGAACACUCUCUCGAUGCUCGAGCUGACAGUCGGCUUCGUCUGCGCCUGCUUGCCUCCAAUCACCAUCACGAUCGAGAGGAGCUGCAACAAAGACCGCGUCUUCUCCAACAUUCCCAGACCCAGGCUGUACAAGAGAAUAGCGUCCCACUAUGAAUGGCCCUCGGCGCCCCGGACCACCGCCACCACGACCACAUCACGAACAGGCCGGUUUGACUAUCGUCACCCUCGACAAGCUGCUAUAAGUGGCACCGACGCCGACGUUGAACUAGCCGUGCUGCCAGCCAGUAGAAUCCAGGGCGCAUCAUCCUCACCGGCCACCUCACGCUGGCUGCCGGGACUGGACUUGAGGUCCUACCCAACGACGGCAGACGCAGCAGCUGCCGGCGCCACAGCAAACCGCAGCCCAGGUAUCGGAUGGGCCGAUAGCCGAGCCGAGGACUGGCCAUUCCAGCGGACUCUAAUGGAUGAGCCGGAGCAGAUCCGCAGUCGCUCGGCCGGGACGUUGCAGCAGACAACGUCCUGGCCCUCGCCGAAACCGGCCGCCAUGAAAAAGUGGCGCUUCUCUUAUACAAGGAGCCACAGAGCGCCUCCGUCGUCCGAGUCUAUGGGCGGCAUCAUGCGCACCAUCGAGAUUACGCUCGAGACCUCCGAUGCUGCCGAGCCCCCUGACGGCAAUCCCACUGGUGACGAUGGCACCGGCGGGCAGAGCAGUAGCCGUGGAAUGCCACCGCCUUUGGUAGGGAUGACGCGGGCCGCCGCGGGGAGCCGCUCCAGAGCCAUCCAUGCUCGCAUUUGGGAUGGAAAGUCACACGACCUUGGCACUCGAGCAAUAGGAUACUCCGAAUGA